GGUUACUUUCUUGCCUGGCAAAUUUGGGUGCCUGCAUCUAAACCAGGGGUUGGAAAUAUCUUUAAUCCACGCUGCAGCCCCGGCGGAGAUGCUGCUGCAGCUAGCUGGACUCAACAGGCAGGCUUCAUGUUUUUAAUGCUUUGGGGUUGAAGCGUUGGCCGGGUAAAAACUUUGAGCCAGCUGCGGGGCUUGAUGGUUUGUCGCUCUGGUAGCAUCUGGGCUCGGAAAGGAAGCAAAAGGGCUCGAACGAGGCAGCAAUGCUGGGAUCCCAGGGCUCAAAUCCUGGGGCUGAGGGGGAGUGGAGCACUUCCAUGGUGAACAAGUUGUUUAGUUCAGGAGUUAUGGGAUGGUUUUUAUUAUUUUUUUUCUUACAAAAAAAGGAAAAUCAGCUACUUUGUAGGGAGGGAGGCUUAGAGCUUUUGCUUGCAUCCGGAAGAGCUCUUGGGGGGGGAAAUGCUGUGCUCCUGGCUGCAGGUGGGGUCUGCGGAGGCUUGAGAGAGUGCGAUGGCUGAAACGCUGCCUUCGGUUCAUCUGAAAUUAUGUCAAACUGCUGAAUUUGUGGCAAGCAAACCACAGAGGUAGGCAGGCGAUUCUGGAGGAAAAAAAAAAAACACCAACGUGCAUCUCCUGCCUGCCCUCGUACUGCCUACUGGAACCUGGCUUCCUCCCACUGCAGCACCGAGGUGGCGGCGGAGCUGGGGUCCUGCUGAGGCUCAGCUCUGCAGAAAAUCCGCGUGCUUCCAGCGGCCACACGAGGCUGGGAAGGAAGGAGAACGCUGAAACGAUCGCAGCCGCAACCGAAACCGCAUGGCGUGGACAAAAGGGUCACUUGCCGGAAGGUUUUAGGAUGAUUUUUGUUUUCUCAAAAGCCAGGCCAGCAUAUCAGCAGCGGUCGGGACUUUGAGGAGUUCAUCCAAGUUUUGUGAUGUUUGGGGCUGAAAUAUUUUUAAGAUCUGAUUGCAUCCCAUGAUCGUGGGCAGGUUAAGCAUCGGUGAGUAACUGCUACGAGGCUUUCACUUCGUAACUGGAAAAAAAAACAACAACACCCUAAAAUCUACUUCUGCUUCUCGAGCCUUUUUUCGGUACAAGUCCCCAGGGUACCAAGGCUGUGUCAGCUGCAGCCCAGGCCACCAUCACAGGUGGAAAUAGGCUCCGAAUAUUUGUCCUGCUUCCCUGCAAACGCGCUCACAGCGGUUUCUUGGACUGCCCUCCCCUUGCGUCGAGCAUCACACGCGCUCUUAUCAGCCUAGAUGGAUCGCUGUCAGCAGCACAGCUUUGAGUUUUCUAGGAAAUUUAAUUUCUUGGUCACGAAGCCCAGAGGAGAGACAAAUGAACUCGCACGUCCUGCAGUCACGAGCCCACUUCGUGCUCGGCUGUCACGAAAUGGAGCCGGGCCUCCCCGGGGCGCACCCACGGACCUGCUGCCAUCAAAGCCAUCCGGGCCCGUGGAGCCAGCGCCUUGCGAAAUGCCGUCUGCCGAGUCUCCUGCCCCAAAGAAUGGCCCCGGGACGUGGAGAUCCACGGCUUUACUGGCAGGAAAUUCAGUUGCACGUUUCAGGAGCGCUGUCGAAAUCCUCGUCUGGCGAACCUGCUCGGUCUCGUCUCAGCAGCCUGGGUUGGGCACUGGGUUUUCCAGCGUCGGGACUCCAAUUUGUAAUUUUGGGGGACCAACACGUUGUCCCCAAAGUGCCUUCUCCCAGUGACUGCUGAACCUGAAUGUGCUGGAGACAUUUUCUUAGCUCGAGAGCAACCCCAGACCCUGCUGCACAAAGGUGAGGAUUGGCAAAGUAGGUCAGGAGAAUUUCUCCGCGUUAACCCCGGCUCAGGAAGCAUCCUCGUGUUUGAACCUGAAAAUUUCAAGGCUGGAAAACCCAGCUGCUGUGGGACCGCCUGUCCCCGCCUGUGCUUUCCUCAGCCUUCAAAGUUCACGCUUCGAUUCUGAUUUGCCAUCACCCUCCGGCCCUUGCACCUCGUUGUAAUUUUGUCCGCCCAGCUUGGGAGCCUGCUCUUCCCCCCUGCCCUGGGUGCAGCUCCUUUGGCAGCCUGUGAUCCUGGGGCUGUAAUGAGCCAAACGAGUUCAGCCAGGAUUGUCUCCAGCGCCUGCCUGUGUUGCAGGGCUCAAUCCACGGCGGUUUUGGAAGCGGCCCCCCCAUGGCUUUAGUCCACGGCGAGGGGCUGCCGGGACCCCCCCUCCUGCCGGCCCUGCUCGCUGCCCUGGCCCUGCUCGGCCUCCUGGUCUACGUGGGCGCCCUGUGCGCUGCCUGCCGCCGCCAGGGCAGGAGGAAGAAGGUCCCUCCGGACGGGGUGAAGCUGGUGGACGAGUCCCUGCUCAGGCAGACGCAGCUGCGCUCGCUCAGCAAGUCGGACACGAAGCUGCACGAGCUGUACCGGGUGAAGGCCAGGGAUGACAACCAGCGACCGGCCAGCCUGGAUUUCCCCCCACCCUCGGCCCCCCUGGGCUCUGAGUCCCUGCACAGCUCCGGCGUCAGCAUCCUCCUGCACCGCGAGCUGCCCCAAAUCCCCGUCCCCGAGCCCCCAGCCCUCGACCAGACCUACUCCAACCUGCUCUUCGCCCCACCACGAUGCCCGGCGCAGGACACGGUCUACGAGUGCCUGGCAGUGGGGGGGGGGGAGGACACCCCCGUGGUGCCCCUCGCACCCACGGGGACCCGGGGGUCCCCCCCACAAGCAAGGCGCGGGGCUGGUGACUACGCCUGCGUCCGCAAGGUGAAGAAGACGGCGCCCAGCGAGGAGCAGGAUGGGGCCGUGGGGGGGCCCCCUGCAGCCCCACGGUGCUGGGAGGGUGCAGGCAAUGCCCCCCCCCAGCUGAAGGUGGAAGACAUGUACUCCACGGUGUGCAAAGCCACCAAGAAGAAGAGCCAGGGCCCCGCUGCCUCCCCGAGGGCUGCGGGGCAAGGGGGGGCCGGGCAGUUGCCCCCAGCCCAGGAGGAGCCCCCCCAGGCUGGCUGCUGGUCCGCAGCCCCCCUCCCCGAGCCCUGCUACGAGUCCAUCAAUGAAAGGGCCUGGACUGCCCGAUCCCGAGGCCCCGACCCGGAUUACGAGGCGGUGGACGUGAGCUGGAAGAAGCCGGCGAAGCGGGACAGGGCGGGGAAGCCCGGUCCCCACGAGAACCUCUACGAAAGCGUGGGCGAAAUUUGGGCAGGGGGAUCCCGGCGAGCCUCCAGCAGGCCGGCUGCCAACGGGCUGGAGGUCUACAUCACCAACCUAUAGUACGGACAGACGGACGGACAGACAGGUGCCAUCCUGGCACACGUCCCCCAGGCUGGGCUCAGCCCCGCUCGGGGCCGGUGGUGGCUCGGUGGGGCCGGGCGUGCUGAGCUCUCUGUAUAUAUUUUAUGUUAUUUUACGUUAUUUUAUGUUAUUUGA
This is a messenger RNA of Anas platyrhynchos (mallard), 3387 nucleotides long. RefSeq names its product Lck interacting transmembrane adaptor 1 (gene LIME1). NCBI's taxonomy places the organism in Eukaryota, Metazoa, Chordata, Aves, Anseriformes, Anatidae. Gene Ontology annotation, cellular component: B cell receptor complex. The record is from RefSeq and is a predicted model, not a curated record. Gene Ontology annotation, molecular function: protein kinase binding. Gene Ontology annotation, biological process: B cell receptor signaling pathway; T cell receptor signaling pathway.